AUGGCAAAAUUGUAUGCUGGUAUAUCAUAUGAAAUUCAACUACUUUAUUAUAUAAAUCCAAGCCACUUUUAUGUUUAUCUUCGAGAAAAAAUCCGAUCACAUAAUCAGUUGCAAAACAAAUUGCAAGAAGUUGAAAAAAAUCUUUCACCAAUAUCAUCAUCAGUGAAGUAUCGAGCAGUUGCUGUAGAAGAUAAUAAUGCUAUGUGGCUUCGUGAUGUUAUGCUCGAUUUUAGUUAUGAUUUACAGAAAUUUCGGAUUUAUUUUAUUGAUAUUGGACAAAUAGAAUUUAUUCCCCAAAACAAGUUACGUCAAUUGCCAGACGAAUUUUUAAAUGAACCAGCUCUUGCUAUUCCAUGUCGUUUAUAUAAUAUAGGUCCAAUAAAUGGCAAUGAACAACCAAUAUGGAAACCAGAUGAUAAAGUGCAUGAUGAAUUUCAAAGGCUUAUGGUUAAUUAUAUUACUUGCCAAGUAGUACGUCCACAACAAGAUCAAGUAUAUUAUGAUGUUGAAAUCAUAGUUCCUGGCAAGCCAAUUAUUAACUUAGUCUAUGUUUUAUUAACUAUCGAUGAUCUUGGUACAUUUCUUGUUAGCAACAAUCUGGCUUCUCGUCCAACGAGUAUUUCUCAACAUUCGACCAUCACUUCAAGUGAACCGUCACAACUUGCUGCACCAGGAACAACUUUAUCGGGACGACAAACACAAACAACUACUGGUUCAACAUCAACUGUUCCAACUGUACCACCUAUAGUAAGUGCUACGGAAUUUUAUGCUUUUCCUUAUUCUCAUCGAGAUACAUUUGAUGGUGUAUGCAAAGAUCUCAAAGCUUAUUAUGAUAGUUUUGUUAAUGAUCAAUCAUUAAAUGUAACUGUUAUUUUGGAUGGUAAUCUAUGUGCUAUUCAACAAAGUGAUAAAUAUUAUCGUGUUAUAAUAAGACGUCGUGAAAGUCAAUCAAAAGUAUUAGUUAAACUUAUUGAUCGUGGCGAUGAAAUUAUUGUUCAUGGAUCAGAAUUAUUACAAAUUGAUAAUAAAUUUUCUACAAUACCAGCAUUUGUCCAACCAUUUUGUUUACAUCAUUGUGAUGAAUCAAAUUUUUUCAGACGUUUGGGUUCAGCCUAUUGCUGCUCAUGCACACCACUCUGUAUCUUUUUUUCUUUACUUGCUGUACUUUUAAUCGCUGCAGGUAUCGCCGGAUUAAUUAUCGCGCUGAUCAAACCUACGACAUCAACGACUUCACCAGCUGUUGUCGUAAUAACACGGUCAGGCGAUCCGAUCGUAGGCAUAUAUAGCACUACAGCUGGUGGGCCUACGGGUGCUUCGAACGGUAGAUAUUCUAACCCUGGUGAAAUGCCCCCCGAAGCUAUUGAUGGAUUAUCAAGUACGAAGUGUCUCAAUUUUGGAGUUCAAGGUAGCCCAAGUGCCGUUCUACUAGGCCCUGGAGUCGGUACCAGUUUUUAUGCAACACCAGCAAUAAGCAGUGCUUCGGUUGAGAAGGGUCUUCUUUUUGCUAGUGCAAAUGAUUUUCCAACUCGUGAUCCAAUUACUGUCACACUCGAAAUAUACAGUGGUCCAACAGGGAUUAAUCCUGUAGCUGCUCCUGCUCGUUCUACAUAUAUGCUACAACAAACUUUUUCAAAUACAAUUGCUUUUAGUAGUUAUCGAUUAUUGGUUACAUCACAACGUAGUCUAAGUGAUGCUGUUCAAUACGCAGAAGCUGAAAUAUUAGGAUAUAUUUGA
Molecule: messenger RNA, 1734 nt
Organism: Rotaria socialis
Lineage: Eukaryota; Metazoa; Rotifera; Eurotatoria; Philodinida; Philodinidae
Source: the annotation of a GenBank genome assembly